This is a messenger RNA of Cinara cedri, 15259 nucleotides long. The record is from the annotation of a GenBank genome assembly. Lineage: Eukaryota; Metazoa; Arthropoda; Insecta; Hemiptera; Aphididae.
CCUCGCCGCCGACAUCCGACCGACCGACGACCGCGGCGUACACACACACACACACACACACGCCGGUAGGUUCUCUCGCCGGCCGUUUUCCUAGCGCAGAACACGUCCGCCGCGCACGGUCCGUUCGGUUUUUCCGUUUCGUUUUUCCCCUUUCACCGGCUUGUCGACAGGUGCGACGCUACAGGACAACGCUUUGACGUCAUUGCUUUGACGGCGGGUCGCGGUUAUCGUCCGACUUUACGGGCGGCAAUAGGACGUGUAAUCAACGCAAUAAUAAUACGGGCGACGCGUACGGCGAAAAGGUGAGAGCUCGUCAUAUUUAUUAUUACUAUUAUUUAUUUAUCGUUGUUAUACUUCGGGAUUAUCUGCACUCCAAUCGUAAAAAAAAAAACGCCGUGUGCCGUUUUGUUGGGCAUUUUUUUUUUUUCUAUUUCUCUCGCCAAACGUUCGCCCGUCAUCCCCGGGCGGAUAACAUUGUUAACCGUCAUUGUAGGUAUUAUUAUUACAGUUCUCGGCGCGGAAAUAACGUUCGCGCGUUGCGUAACGCCGCCGCCGGGCACCACUUAUCGCGUAGUUUCGGGACCGGGAGGUUGGCACUGCGGACCGUCGCCCCACCCCGGCACACGGUCGGACGUUCCCGUCGCGUCGAUCCGCGCACUCGGAAUAACGCCCCCGACGUUCCCCUCCCCACACACCCGUCGACCGCGGGCGCGUAAUUUAUUUUUUUUUCUCCGGCAUUGUUGUUGAAAAAAAAAAAAAAAAAAAAAACACAGAAAGAAAAACGUCAUCGAGACGGUAAUUUACCGUUCUCGGCGUUUGGCAGAUGUUUGUGGGGGGCAGGUACCUAUAAUACGAUAUGACACCCAAAAAUACGCGAAACGUAAACUCGUAUCGAAAACUGAAUUUAUACAAAUAUUUGCCUAUUCAGUGAUAUUAUUUUCGUUUAUCGAAUAAUAAUAAUGAUAUAAAUAUGGUUACUUAUUUAGUGGUUCCAUCUCCUGAAAUAAGGGCAAUGCAACAUUUUAGAGCCAUUUGUUUCAUAAGUUGAUCCAAAAACGUUAAUAAUUUCCGAAAUCAUCUUUGGCAAUGAUAAAAUUGAUUUACCUAUAUAGAUAAUAUGAUAACCGCCGGCCGUAUUUAGAAUUUAUUGGCCACCUUAAACUAGACUACGGUGCGAACCCUAUCACGGGUACAAUUUAAUUUUUUUUUGAUUAUCAGCUUUUUUAGUACAGGUCCAAAGGCUACAGCGUAUGAAGCUUAUGUUUAAAUACGGCCCUGAUAACCGUCCAAACCCUUUUAUAUUACCGACUAAAGUCUACCCGUAUCCAUGAUGGUUGAAAUGUUUAAAACGAAAUGUAUUGUAAGUGACUUAAAAUGUGUGAUAUGUGAAUAGUGAUUAAAUGUGAUCAAAGUUGAAAGAUCCAUUUCAAAUAUAGCUUUAAUUAACGCUGAAUUUCCUCUAAAAGAUAUUCUCUCGUCUUUAUAGUUCAACAUGUAUAAUGCUUUUGAUCAAUUCGUAUUAGUUAAUCAUAAGGAUCCUUUAUUCAUUGAAAAUUUGCAAUUCCGUUUAAAUCCUCGGUCUGCAUAAUAUGCAAUUUGGCAAAUUAAAUUAAACCUCAAUAAAUCCGUGCAUACGACAUUUGACUUAAGACAUGGACUCUGUCCAAGUAUUACUAUUAAUCUGCCUCUACACAAUUAAAUACUUUGGUCUAAACCUCGACAAAAGACUAACUUGGAAAAGUCAUAUUAAAAAAAAAGACAAUUAAUACUCAAUGCUUGAUCCAGAUUCCAGAUCAUUAAAAAUAUUCCUUUCAAAUAAUAAAUUUAAUAUUUUAAAAAUAAAUUAAUCUUUCUUAAAGCCCAUAUGGAUGUAUGGAAUUCAGAUACGGGAAUCGACUAAAAAAAAAAAGUGAAAAAAAAAAAGAGUUAAUACUGAGGAAGGGUGUAGCCACUGUUUUAGGAGAUAAGUUGAGAACAUAGAAUACAUUAAGUGAUACAUGAAGUUAUUUAAUUUAUACCUUUACGUAACGAUAAACCAUUGUUAAAGAAAAACGAUUCGGAGUAAAGUUCGGUAAAACAUAUUUUGAAAUGACCUAAUUUUUACGAUUUUUGUCAAAAUUUGAUCAUAAAACUAUUAUGAUAAAAACCUCAUGUAUUAAACUCACAUUUUUUUUUUAGAUUAUUAAGUACAACUUAUAAUGUACCUUGUGUUAAAUUUUCAAACAUUUCUCUCAAGUCAUAUAAUUUUAAUAAUAGAUAGGUACCUACUAAAUAAAAAUAGACAUAAAAACACGUACAUAUCAAAUGCCUUUAAAUAACCGAAACAUCGUUGGAUGAUUUUAAAAUUUGACUGCCUCUUUUCCUACGUUUUUCGGCAGUAUACUGACACGUAAGAUCGAAUUUAAUAUCAUACAGAAUAUAUACAGCUAAUCCUUCAGUUUAACCUCGCAUUUGAACUUUUUUUAAUCACGUUGCGCUAUCUGAUAUUAUCCGUGGGUUCUUAUCGAAUAACAUUAUCAAUUUAUAACAAAAAGUGUUCACAAAACACGAUUAGUUUAUAUACGUACUUUGCAUAGUUAUUAAUAAAUAUAUAGCUAGGUUUCUGUGCUGGCUGAUUUUAAUACGUUUUAUUUUAAAUAGGGACGUACGGCGUUUUAACCCAUUGAAAACCGAAUUAUCCAUAUCGUCAUCACUAUAUUUAAUGUAAAUUUAAUGUAAUUUAUUUUUAAUUUGUAAUUUUUCUUUUAAACAAAAUAAGUGUGAAAAAAUAUAUGGAUAUAUUUCGCACGAUGGGUGAGCUAUUGUUGUUGGUGAAAAGUUGGGAAGGUAAGGAAAUGUAAUAUAUAUCUAUAUACGCUACGAUCAAUCAUUGCUAACGAAAAAUGAUUCUGAGCGGAUUUCGGUUAAUUGUGUUGCUUUGCCAUCAAUUUAUAUCUUAUAUUGCAUAUACAUUAUAUAUUUUCUUUAAUAUUUGUUCAAUAUUGAACCUAUUUUCUUGUUUUUUCUACUUUUUUCCCAUCUAUUAGGAAAAACUUCUGGGAAAAUCGAAAAGAUGACUUUUAAAAAAAAUACUAUUCCAGUCAAAUUUCCUUUCAAAAAAAGUGCUAAACUUGAAAAUUGGAACAAAAUUACUUGUAGAAAAGUUGUUCACAGAAAAAAAAUAAACAUUGUAAAACCAUUGCAUUCCUCACUCAGCUCAAAAUCUAAAAUCCUCUUGAAUAAUAUUAUCACAGCAGUUUAUCUCUAUGACUAUAUAAAUCUAAAUAAAGUAUGAUUAUUCAAUUAUUAAUCAUUUGUCGAAAUGGGGACAUAUCGCCUAACAUACAAAUUGCUCGAUUAUAAAAAUAUUAUUACGCCAUAUUAUAUAUUACAAUAAUAAUUACUUUUAUAUUAUAUUUAACACGUGUAUUUAUUUAUUAGAAAGGUUAACGUAUAAAUUAUUAGUAGGUAAUUACAUUUCGAAAAUUAUAAUAAUCUUCGGGGUAUUGACCAACAUUCAUAAUAAUUAAUAUUAUAUGAUAUACCAUAUAUAUAUUAUUAAGUAUUAUUAUAUUCUAAAACCGAUACUUUAAAACAAUUUUAUUAGCAGAUUUCGGGAAUUAUAGCGCUUAAAAUCAAUAAAAACAAAAUUAAUUUAAAAACUUAUUUAUAGUCCUGAAAUGAGCACUUAAAAAUAUUUUAAACUGAAAUAACUAAAAAAAGCACUGAAAAAAAAUAAUAAUAAAAAAAUGUUUAAGUGGACAAAAGCACUUUUGGUUUUCACAUUUGAACUUGUUGUAACAUAAUAUAAUUAUGAUUUCGAUUUGAAAUUUGAACCACGCACUCUACAGUAUCUGAUUAUUAAUAUUAUGCAAAUAUUGUUUAAAAAUUCAGUUAAUUAUCAUAGAGCUAAAGGUUAAAAUAUUAUGUUGAAGUAUCAUUAGACCCGUUUUGAACAAUUUUGGGAAAUUAAAAAAAUGUUUGGCAACAGAUUAUCAAAUGUUUAAACAAUUAAACAUUAAAAUUAAUAUUUUAUUUUUAAGAGAACAGCAGUUUCACAUAUAAAGACUUAAAAACGUAAAAACGAUUUACGAUGGGAAAUAGUGUAGUGUAAUAAUACUCAAUAAUUCAAUAGAAUUUAGAAAAAAUCAAAAAGCAAAGAAAUAAAAAAUAAUCACUUAUGGGCUAUAUAAAAAAAUUAGAUUAUGUUAUAAUAACCAAUUUUAAUCACAAAUAUAAAUAGUUAACAGCCAAUAACCAUAGCAUGAUAACAUUAAGCUAUAGUCCUGUUGAGAAGCAACUCCUGCUGCAGCCUGUGUCUUAAACCAUUGUUUUUGCUCUAUACUGUUGUUUUGGUUUAGGUAUUAGUGAUAAGUUAUAAAAAAAGAUAUUAUUAAUUUUAAAAUGUAUUGCCAUACAUUAUAUUUUAAAUAAUAAUUAAUGCUAUAAAAAACAGUCUUAUUUGUUACAAACACCAUGCCACUACAUGGGGGAGCUAAAUAAAUAUUUGGAUAGACCCCUAUCAUCUUCCAAAUCGUGUUUAUGAACGUUAUAUUACGUUAAAAUUGAUGUAUUCGAAAAUUAUUUCAACACGAUGGCCCAUACGGUUUCUGUUAUCGGCAUUUAAUUUUACAAUAUUAUAAUGAUGAUAAUAAUAAUAUGCAGUGGUCGAACAUCACAAGCUAUGCUGUUGCAUUAAUUAAAAUUAAUUUUAAUAUUUAAUUACCAUACCACGGGUAAGAAUUAUUAUUAAGUAUUGAUAAAUUACUACUUACGUUUCGAGUCAAGGAUGCUUCCGGAGAUGUUGAAUUGUUGAAGAGUUACGUAAUGAGUAAACACGCGAUUUAAAGAGAUAUUUUUUAAUUCGGCUCAAAAUAUUAUAUACUUAUUACCUACUCAAUUAUAUAGAUUUUAUGCAAUUAUCCAAUCAAUUUUUCAAAUAUUAUAUUGUUAUUUUAUUCUUCUUCUUCUUAGCUUUAUAAUUAUCCAAGAGUCUUUGCCGCCAUCAUCACAGUCAUUUUUUUCUAUCCCGAACAUCUUUAUUCCAAGCUUCUACAUCCAAUAUCCUUAUGUCUUGGAUUACCCCGUCGAACCAUUGAUCCCUUAUCUUGGGUUAUCUUGGAAAUCUAUGUAAUCUCUCAGAAUUUUGCGUUUGUCCUUCUAUGCCAGCACCCCAAAUCGUUGUUGUAUCAACUGCACCGCAGAUCUUCAUCAAUAUUUUAUUCUCAAAGGAUAUUAAUUAUAUUGAUUGAUGCGAACAAAACUUUCUGUAAACACAAAUAAUAUUAUAACAAUAUAAACUAUGGACCGAUAUUAGCAGUAAACAAACCAAAAACAAUAGUAAUAAUCAGUUAAUAACGCGUGCGAGUGGGAUACGGUUUAGAAUAAUGUAUAGGUAUUGUCUAUGGUAAACGAAUUAUAAUACGGAGAAAAUAUGGUUCAGAUUAUCAAAUGAUAACUAAUCGUAUAUAUCGUAAUUAACCUAUGAUCUAUCUGGGUUAUCGUGAAAAUGUGUAAAAAUAUGGAAUAAUUGAAUAAUUGUUAAUGCAGGUAAAUUAUAAUAUUCUAUAAAAUAUCGGUGCUCUUAAACGGUCAAUAUAAUAUUAUAUUACAACAAUAAGUUAUGAUAAUAUUAUAUGCCCAUAAAUUAUAUUUAAAAAAAAUCCCUAAGUACUUCGCACUAUGUUUCAAAGGUAUAUUAUAGGAUGCGGGGUAAUUUAAUUUAUGCAUCGAAAACAAUGAUAAAUCAUUGCAUUCAAAAAAACUAUUCUGAGCGGAACAUUAUCAGUCAUGUUUUUUCAUUCUCUUAUUGUGGCCAAGGUAACACAAUAAUUAACAAAAAUAAAAUUGACAUAUCGACAAUUCUUGGGAAUCUAGAAAUUUGUUUCAAUUUAAGUACCAUAUGGUAAAAAAAUCCGCAUCAUUUAAUGUACAGCAUUUAAAAACCAAAAUAUUUCUAUUAACUCAAAAAUUGUUUUUCCAGAGAAAAAAAUUAACAUCUUGCCAUCUUGGUAAAACUAAUAGGUAGUAACUGAAGUAACGCAAUACAUUUAUAGCAAAAUUUAACUAUACAAAUACAUUUUUACACGGUGAUAAAUGGGCUUGUGAAAUAAUUCUUGAUAAAGUAUAUUUUUAUCAACAAAUCAAAUUUAAAAUAUUCAACAGAAUUUAUUUUAACUCCAUGUAAACGAGUUUAUCUUUGUAUAAAUAUUUGGUGCGACCCAGCAUCGUUAUUUAAAAACAUGACAACUUGACAACCUAACAGUGAUAUCUUUUUCGAUCCAGUGCUUCUUCAUCGAGAUAAUCGCCAACGUUCACAUCUUGCCAAACAAAAAAAUGGAGGGGGGGUAUUUUCAUUAGUAUAUGUUGUUUUAAAUUUGAAAACAACUCUUCAAACCCAGUCUGUUAAGAAACCGAAAUGCCUCUUGGAGAGGGACAGGUGCGGAUAGGCUCACCGAGACACUGGAAUUUUUCCGGUGGGCCGCUACUCAUAUUGACGGAAAUGGGCCGAUGAAAAAUACUGCUAUUGUAUAAUGUUUAUAAACACAGAUAUUCAAAGUUAAUAAAAAAUACUGUAGCCCCUAUAUUUUAGUGCAAUUUAAAUUAAAAUAAACUGUUCUAUGACUAAGCAAUGAGUAAUUCCAUCUUAAUCCAAGCAUCGUCGAGCAGCCACGUUAUCGGCUGACCACCAUCACUAGUGUUUAUCUUGGAUUUGGGAAUUUGAAUAUUAUUUUUGUAUUUCACUUGCAACUGUAGAGGCAUAUUUGUAUACAUGUUGCAUAAUUAAUCGAAUCCAGUUAUUUUUUAAAUACUUACAAUUAUUCGAAAAUAGAAAGGAGGGAUAAGUAAAUAUGUUUAUUUAUACAUUCGUUUUACAAAAUCAAUAAAAAUAAUUAAAAUUAAAAUUUGUUUGUUAUCAUUUAAACUCCUCCCUUAUCGUAUCAUGUUCAAUUUUGGAACUUAACAUAGAUACCUUAAGGUAUAUGGAAAACUUUUUUUUUUUUUUGUUAGCACUAAUCUUUUCUAUUGAAAUUUGAAUAGUGUAAUAAUAAACUUAUAUUUUUUUUUCAAAAAAAAAGAUUUGAAGGGUUACUCUGGUUGUUGAAUCUUGAAUAGGAACGUGUGGGCUGUUAGAUUCUAUUUUUUCCGGACCGGUUAGAUCAUUCCUAUCCAUCCCUGGAGAGGGUGGUGAGUUCGGUAAUUCCUUAGUUAAGAACAACUGAUCUAUGACAUAAAAUUAUAACAAAUACAUUUUAAAGACAAUUUACACAAACCUAUGUAUUACCAUUGCGUGUGACUGUUAUAAAUGAUAAUUUUAAAUAUAUUAUGUUUCAGAGUUUAUUUUAAAAGUAUACAAAUAUAAAUUGUAUUAAAUAACACUAUACACCAUGGACGGAGAAAAAGAAAAUUUGAAUAAUUCUAACGGUAAAAUUAAGGAAAACGGUGAAUCGUUUAAAGACGACGGCGACAGCAAUUUGCCAUUGCACAAACAAAUAUUACAAAAUAUAACCACCGAACCGAUGUUGUUUCCGUACAUGAUAUCUUCGAUUCUGGUGAUACUGACCAAUCAGAAUUUGAACAUCCAAAAAGCGUGUAGAGUUGAUUUAAACUUAAGCGCCGAGGUGUGUAAAGGUCUGGAGGACAAGGAUUCCAAUUCCACUUCUCUCGACAAUAGCGAAAUAGUGGUUCAAAAGUUAGUGGCCGACAUGCUCAUUUGGCAAACGAUUCUACAAAACAGCAUUCCCGCCGUGUUCGUGAUAUUUCUUGGCUCCUGGAGCGACAGAAACCGGCUGAGGAGACCGUGCAUGUUGUUGCCCAUUUACGGGGAAAUCGUCCGGAACAUUGGCCUUAUGGUUUGCGUUUAUUUUUUCGACGAGUUACCGAUGAACGUGUCGGGUCUGUGGCAAGCACUUCCGAUAGCCGUCACGGGAUAUUGGGCUGUCAUGUUCAUGGCAGUAUUCUCCUACGUCGGAGACGUCAGUACGGUAAGCUUGCUGAAAUCUACCCGUGUGGCAUAAAAAGCCAAAGUUGUAUAUUAUUAUUUAUUACAAAAAACACUUCCCCCACCGGAUAAAAUGGCUUAUAAUUGAAAAAUUCGUUUUGUUUUUACACAGGAAAAAAACAAAACCUUAAGAGUGGGUUUGGUAAACGCAACGAUGGCCCUGUGUCUUCCCAUUGGCACCGGUCUGUCCGGGAUAUUGUACCGGAAGGUCGGAUUCUACGGGGUGUACACCAUAGCGUUGAUACUAGGUUUCAUCAGCGUUUGGAUGGCUCACAUAUUUAUCCACGACACCAAACGGAUCAAAUUCGAAUCGGAAAAGGAAAAGGAAAAAUCGUAUUGGACCCGUAUCAAGUUCUUUUUCAAUUUGAAACACUUGGUCGAGGCGUUCCGAGUGACGUUUAAAAAGGAAAAGAACAAUAGGAGAAUGAAAGUGAUCGCUUUGACGGUGCUCAUCACUGGAAUCAUGGGGCCGUUGCAAGGUAAAUGUGUAGUUUAUAAUUAUUCAAACCUCAGAAAUCGCCAUUUACGUUAUGAAUGCUUUGAUUGUUCAUAAUAAUACUAAUCUGUUAUGCAUAGAAAUUGCAAAUAGACAACAUUAUAGCCAAUAUACGUAGCCAAGGUGACUACACCACUGAAUAUAUUAUGUAGAUAAUAAAACUGCCUUGUUCGAAGAACAAUUCAUUAAUAAGUUUAAGUUUUCACGAUUUUCUAAUAAAAUAUUGAAAACAACAUGCAUAUACGAUACACCUAUAUAUUAAUAUACUAUAAUAAUUCAAAAUUAUUAUAUAUAAUUGCGUCAUGAUAUAACGUAACAUAUUAUUAUCAAUUCAUAUAUACACAGAAAAAAAAAAAAAAAUGACAUCCUUGUAUUUUCUAUAUAUCUAUCCAGUAAAUAAUAUUUACUAUAAUAUAUACAACUAGGAAAAAUUCCAACGUGUAAUUUUUAAACACGUUUACAUUAAUAAUUACUGUCGAUAUGUAAUUUUUUAUUUUUUUUUUUUUUGCAAUAAGUCAGUAAAGAAUUUAUUGUAAUCUAAUAAUAUUUGCUCAGAAACAUUUCGAAUUCAUAUUAUAUGGAUAAAGUAUGUAGAAAUACAAUGAUUAAUAAUGCAAAUCUGUUUAGUAUUCUGUAUAAAAUAAUCAAUAAAGUUAUGAUAGUCUUCAAUGAGAAACCUGAUGUUACAUAAUGAAGGUAAUAUCGUGGGCGUUAAUCAAAAAUUCGAACUCACGUAUCGAAUCCAACACAAUAAAUACAAAAUUGUAGUUUAUUGUGAUACCUAUAUUGUGGGCGGCUUUACUAUAGUUUAUAACCAAGGUCGUACCUGAGGAGGAUUUUAGGAAGUUCACCCACCUAUUCCGCGGUUUUAUUUCCACGUGAAUAUUUUUUUAUUAUUUUCAAGAUAAAUGCUAAUUAUUAUGUUUUGUAACAAAAACAAUAGAUGAAAACCAUGAUUUUUAUUGAAAACCCCUCCUCAAAAUUUGGUCCAGCCAUUUAUUGAACCUUGACUAUAACUCCUAACUUUUUAUUGCUACUACUACUACUUGGUUAUAUAUGUAUAAUUUUGAAAAUUUCUGAAAUCUAAAAAUAAAAUGCGGUUUUUAUAUUGCCGAAAAUGUCUUUUAAUCGAAACGUAUUUCGGUAUACUAGAUAUUAUACGCAUUCCAAAAAUAAUUAUACACAUACUGGGAAAUAGAACAUACUAAAAUACUACCCAACUAUAAUAUUCAUAUUAAUGUUUACAAAAAAAAAUUAUAUCUUUAUAUUAUAUUAUACUAGUUGAUUCGACAUUGCUUUGCUAUUGCUAGAUAAUAGUGUAAAUAAUGCAUUAUUAUUAAUACGCCGCAUGCCGUGUGCCCGUGCCGCUUUACAAACGAUAACUUAAAUAUAAAAUAGUUGAGCUGCUCGUGUCUUAAAUGUUCUGUGAAAAAAAUUCCGAAAAAGUUAAUUAUUUCCGAAAUAGUGAGUUUACCCACUCAAAUGGAUCACCUUGUAUGAUUUCCCCCUCACAUGAUUAAUAUUAAACCAAAAUACAGUCAACAGUUUCAAUAACAGGAAUUCUGAUUAAAAAAAAUUUUAAAUUAAUUUAAUUGCAAUUUAAAUGAUUGCGGUUUAGUUUUUAAAAUUCAAACUCAAAUUAGAAAAAAAAAAAAAAAAAAAAAACUAAUAAUUAUAAAGCUGAUUAGAUAUUGAUAAUAAACAAAAAUCAUUAUAGAAAUAAAAAUGUUUUUGAUAACGUCUUGUAGAUCUGUACACCAUAAUAUAUUCUUAUAAAUGUAUAAACACAGUAAUUAUCAUUUAUUUUAUUAUCCUACAUACCGAACACAUAAUCAUAUUAUGCUAUGUUGUGUAAUUCGUAUAAUGGUAGUUCCCACUAGAGAGCUACAUUAUAGAGCCCGGGUUCAUAUUUAUAAAAUGUUAAUAUCGGAAUCGUAGGAAAUUAUUGUAGCUUUAACAUCGAAAUAAUUUAUUCGAGAUGCGCCUGGUUGAAUAAAAACUAAGAAUAUUCAUUUUGUCUCCGUUGAAUCCCACAGAACGUUGUGUUAUGUAACCUAAAAUAAAAAUCGUCCAUUGUGUGUCACGGACGUUCAAAACCAGUUCUUUGAUGUUUUUGAACCCAUCAUAUUAUUCUGUGCACGGGAAAAAUGUAUAGGUAUUUAUUUAACGAUGGUAAAGCUAAAAAUAGAAAAUACGAUUAAAUAAUUAAUUGGUCGGUGACGUGCGCAUGGGGCGGUGCAUUGGUUAUAUCCCCCUAACGGCUUAAACAUUUUACAAGAACGCGUGCUUAGUAAUUUUAUAAAACACAAGUCGUAUUAAAAGGAAACACGUUUGAUUCAUUGAAUAUCAAUUGGAUUUGUUGAGUCCGACUUGUGUAUAAAAAUAUACAAUUCUCAUUGCCGGGUUAGGUAUAACAGCUGAAGAUGCUACUGUUUAUUCAUGAAUCAUAAUUACUGUUCACUACUAAAUCUCCUCUCCCAUUGAAAAUCGCCAUACUUUUUAACAGAAACACGAUGCUCAAAAUGUGAUUUAUCUAAGUAAUUUACGUUCAAGAUAAAAUAAAAAAAUGAUUUACUUAAUCGUGACCUCAAUAUCAUAAUACAAAACAUACCUAUAAUAUGGGACUAAUUUUAUUUGAUUUAUAGGCGACAAAGGAGUUGCGUAUCUGUUUACACGGGUCAAGUUCAACUGGAACGAAGUGCAAUACAGUGUAUACCAAACGACUUCGAUGUGCAUCAACCUUGCGGGUCAGUGACAGUUACAUUGAAAUAAUAUUUUUGUUUUGGUAUACGUAAUAUUUACUUUCUUUUUUUUAUUAUUAUUUACUGCAGGAACAUUUUUCGUCCUCGGAGUUGUGGUUAGAAAAUUCGGCGUCGACGACGCGCUGAUCGGUAUCGUGGCUACUACUGGGAAAUUCGUGUCACAAUUCAUAUUCGCUUUUGCUGCCACCGAAUUCCUGUUUUAUUUCGGUGAAUACAAAACAUAUCUCACUAAAAUUGUACAGGAUUGUAAUCAUAGUGAUACGAUAUUCAAUAACGUGUCUAUAAUCUAUAUUAUCCCUGCGAAUAUAUCACAUACACCGCGCACUAUUAGAUGGAUGCAAAUUUAAUCGGGAUCAAAACAAAAUAAAUCUGAAAUUGUAAAAUAAUAUAAUAAUAUCGACGACGGAUAGAUUUGACCCGGCUGUGGCGGUGCGAGUGAGGAAAACCAUAGGUACCUCGUGUGUAGACGUUAUUACCAAAAUAUAUCGGCGGACCAAUAAUGGUCACAAUACAUUUUAAAACUGAUAUUUCGUGUUAUUAAUUUAGAACCUAUAAGGGCCCGCGAUAUUACCGAUAAUCGUGCCGGUUGCCGCCGCCGCCGCCGGGCCAAUCUAUCUGGCGCCGACUGUACAUAAUAUUGUGUUAUUAUUACUGUUCUACCUAUGUGUCAAAUAAAUUAUCGGUAAUAUGUGUGUAAUUGCAUUGAUUUAUAAUGUAUUAUAAAAUCAAUGGUAAUUAAAACUACCUACCUAAUUACCUACCCAAUAUUUUCAAUAAAUUCGGCUCAGUCGUUAUCUUUAUACUUUCAACUAUGCGAAUUGAUUAAUGUUACGAUUUAACCCAAUGUUACUGCACUUGCCGCAUUAUCGGUGUCUAUAUACAGCGCUGUAGCCAGCAAAAACGGUGAAAUUGUUCGUUACGCUCUGAAUCUAAAAUUGAAUGUUAUUUAUAGUAUUUGUAUUUUUAUAAAAGUUUUGAAAUCAAAUUUUAACGAAAAUUGUAAAUAUUACAGCCUUUCAAAAUAUGUACAACCGAGCUUCAUGCACUUUUUGUUAGCAACGGUUUAUCGUUCCUUACGGAUAUUUAUUAAUUAAUAGCCUUAUAUGUAUCCGUCUUCCCAACUUCCUACCUACAACAAUGAUACACCCGUCCCCAGUAUCAGCAUUUUUAAACUUAUACCGUUUCAUGUUUAUUAAUAUUAAUAACAAUAAAUACAUUUACAGGAUUGAUUGUGAAUUGUUUACAAGGACCGGCUAUCAUAUCGAUGAAAUCAAUCAUAAACAAAAUCAUCCCGGCUCAAGAACUCGGUGAGUACUAAAAGAAGAUUUUCAACAAAGUGUAUGUGCGUUUUAUUGAUUAAUUUAAAUUUGUCCAAUCUCGUAUAGGUCAAGUAAGCGCAGUGACGGGCAUAGGAGAAAACAUUAUACCCGUCAUAUGUGGACCAUUAUACAGUUACGUGUACGAAGCCACCGUCUCUUACUUCCCUGGUGCUUACUUCUUAGUGACCGCAGCUAUAACGUUUCCUACCAUUUUCCUUUACAUGUAAGUACGGGUUAUGAAUAAACAAUGGUUUAUUUGCUUUCUUUUGUAUAGUCUAAAAUUAAUGUUACAAGUUCUGUAUACAUUCGAAAUGCUGAGGCGUAGCUAGAAAUAUUUAUCUGGGUAGGACAGAUAAAAUAAUAUAAAUGAUUGAAUAUAAAAGACUACUAAUACAAAUUUUUGAUUUUAAAAUGAUGUCAAUUUUUUGAGAAAAGUGGGUAGGCUCGGGCCUAGCAGGUCUACCCGCUGACUAGGCUACUGCCGAUAUGACAUCAAUAGAAAACCAAUAGAAUGUGUAAUUGCGAAAGUAUUCAAAUAUCGGGAAGAUGAAUCUAACUUACUAAUUUUCUAAUGCGGUAUCAUUGAACAGGGCGAAAUUAUCUGAGGGCAAAAGGAGAGCAUGUUUCACCACCUAUAUAUGUUCGAGAAAAAUCUAAAUAGUACUGAAUAAUAUAAUUCGUAUACUAAGUGAAUUACCUAGUAUUUACCGGACUCCAUUCUUCAAAAACAGAAAUUCAAUUUAACCAGUCUUCGCGUUUAUAUCAGUGUAUAUAAAUGUAUACAAAUAUUAUUUUGUAAAAUGUAUAAACAUUAAACGUACCUUUAGGCAUCUGAGUUAUAAUCUUUUAAAAAUUUCAAGAUAAUUACUGAGCUUUUUCAGUUAAGUAAUUUUAUUGUCGAUUAUAACAUCCCGAAUAAAAAACAUUAUUUCGAUACGCCACUGCCUCUGAAUCUAUAAAUGUAUUUAUUUAUUUUAGAUAUAAAGUAAUAUCAUAGUUGUUUUCAUAGGUGGCUCUAUAUGCAGCAUAGAAUGGAAAAGAAACAAUUAUUAGCAUAUGAAGCCAUAGACGAUGGAAAACAAGACGAGAGCGCCCUGAGUGACACUUGUGUAAGUGUUGCUAGUUACGGUUCAAUAAAAUUGUAGGUAAUCGCGAUAGCUCCUGUGUCAAUAAUUUCGUGAACUAUAAUACGUUUUUUUUUUUAAUGUGCCGUUUGUAUAACUUUACAAUAAAGUUCCUAUUGAUCUGUUGACCAAUUUCAGCGUCACAAACUAAAACGUAGUGCUAUGUUAAUAUAUAGUUAACGAAUUAUGACCAUACAACUUUUGUUUGGCUAUAUACCUAUUUUUUUUUUUUUUUUUAUUAUUUAAUUUUAAAUAACAUAUAUCAUCGGGUGUUCAUUAAUUUAAACAAAAUAUAUUGUUAGCUGUUAAAUAAUAUUUAAUUAUUUAUUUUAACUACUUUUAUCCCCGCUGUAAUUCAUGUUGAUUGUGUAGUAUCUAAUAAUAUUUUUACCUGUAUUAAGUAAAUUUAUUUUAUUUGUAAUUUACAUACUAUUCAAUGUACAGUAAAAAAACAUAAUAAUAUAAAAAAAAUGUAUUUGUUUCCUUUUCCCUGGCACAUCACUUUUGAAUUUUAAAACAAAACCAAACGCCGUUUUUGUAAUGAUUUGUGCCAUAAGUCCCGAUAUUUGUACUUCUGAACUUUCUAAGAUACUUCCUUAAGGAGUGCUGGGAAAAUAGUUGCACCCUCAUUUUCGUACUUUGAAAUUGAAAUCAUGCCAUUGUUAAUUUAUUAUUUAAACAAUUAUUAGUAAUUAUUAAUAGUUUAUUUUCAUUUUCCAUGAGGAUUUAAAUUUUUAAAACAUAAUUAUAGAGAUAUUCAUUCUGAAAAAAGCAAACCAAAAAAGCUUUUGAAAUUAUUCUAUUUAUAAUAUUGUUUGUUUUAUGUUUGUACUAAAUAUUAUAAUUUAUUACAUGAUUAUGAGAACGCAAUAUAAUAUAUAAAUAAUUUGAAUAUCAUAAUGCAAUAAAUGAAAAAUAUAUUCUUACAAACAUAUUCUCAUAUGAUACAUAUUCUUCAAUUUACCUUUUUCAUUUUGCCUAAAAAUAAAUAUGAUUUAUGUAAAAAUAAUAUCAUAUAAUAAUAAUAUAUUGCAGAAGACUUAGCAGUCUCUUUGAUUUUUAUUUAUAGUAUUUGUGCUUAUAAAUUCAACCAGGAGCUCAUGUUUCACUUUGAGUGCUUAAAUUUUGCAGUAUAUUGUAUAUGGACUAUGGAGAAUACUUUCUAAGGUGCUCUAUUUAUUUCAUUUCUAUGUUAAAUAGCUUUUUCUGACUCUUAAAAACGUUUUCAAUCAUUGAAAGUUAAUUUUUUGUUUACCUAUAUUAAUACCAUAAUUAUUCACAAACCAUUUUGAAAAAUUAGAACUUAAAAUUACUUGAAACCAAAAUUCACUGCAAUCAGUUCAGUAAUACUACACUGUGACGACCAGUCAAUAAUAAGUAAUUAAUAGUGGUAAACUUACUUUACCACUAUUGUAGCUAAAAUAAUAUAAUGCAUAUGUACCUAUAUCAUCUUAACCGUUAAAAAAGGUAUUAUAAGAGUAGGUUAAUAGGUUUUUAAAUUAGAAACUAAACUUUUACAAUACAAAAAAUCAAAUUACAAAAUAAAUAAUUAUUUAUUUACAUGUAUAUAAUAACAA